Messenger RNA from Ochotona curzoniae (black-lipped pika), 1176 nucleotides. It is a transcript of the gene GRHPR, whose product is annotated as glyoxylate and hydroxypyruvate reductase. The transcript is spliced from 9 exons. Bases 13 to 999 code for a protein of 328 amino acids. Gene Ontology annotation, cellular component: cytosol. The record is from RefSeq and is a predicted model, not a curated record. Gene Ontology annotation, molecular function: NAD binding; hydroxypyruvate reductase (NADH) activity; glyoxylate reductase (NADPH) activity. Lineage: Eukaryota; Metazoa; Chordata; Mammalia; Lagomorpha; Ochotonidae.
GGUGCAGGUCGGAUGAGGCUGGCAAGACUCAUGAAGGUGUUCAUCACCCGCAGGAUCCCGCCCGAGGGCCGGGCCACGCUCGCCCAGGCCGCAGACUGUGAGGUGGAGGAGUGGGACUCGGAUGAACCCAUCCCCAGCCAGGAGCUGGAGCGUGGUGUGGCGGGCGCUCACGGUCUGCUCUGCCUCCUCUCUGACCGAGUGGACAAGAAGCUUUUGGAUGCUGCUGGGAGCAACCUCAAGGUCAUCAGCACGCUGUCUGUGGGGGUAGACCACUUGGCCUUGGAUGAAAUCAAGAGGCGUGGGAUCAGAGUGGGCUACACCCCAGACGUCCUGACGGAUGCCACUGCCGAGCUCGCUGUCUCCUUGCUGCUCACGACCUGCCGCCGGCUGCCUGAAGCCAUCGGGGAAGUGAAGAACGGUGGCUGGACCUCAUGGAAGCCACUGUGGAUGUGUGGCUAUGGACUGUCAGAGAGCACGGUCGGCAUUGUGGGGCUGGGCCGCAUAGGCCAGGCCAUUGCUCGGCGUCUGAAACCAUUUGGUGUCCAGAGGUUUUUGUACACUGGGCAGCAGCCCAAGCCUCAGGAAGCAGCGGAAUUCCAGGCUGAGUUUGUAUCUGCCCUGGAGCUGGCCGCUGAGUCCGACUUCGUGGUUGUGUCCUGCUCCCUGACGCCAGCCACCAAGGGGCUCUGCAACAAGGACUUCUUCCAGAAGAUGAGGAGCACAGCUGUGUUUGUCAACAUCAGCAGGGGCGACGUUGUGAAUCAGGACGAUCUGUACCAGGCCUUGGCCAGUGGUCAGAUUGCAGCUGCUGGACUGGAUGUGACGACCCCCGAGCCUCUGCCAACAGACCACCCCCUCCUGUCCCUGCAGAACUGUGUGAUUCUCCCCCACAUUGGCAGCGCCACCUACAAGACUCGCAACACCAUGUCUCUGUUGGCAGCUAACAACCUUCUGGCUGGCCUGAGAGGGAAGCCGAUGCCCAGUGAACUCAAGCUCUAGCCACCUGGAGACCCCAGGGCUGAGUUGCUGGGUCCCAUGCUGUCAGCCCCAGACAGGGGCCAAGAGAGUGCCUACCCCAUGCUGGACCCACGAGACACUGUGCUGCUUCUACAGCUGAACAAUCUGAGCCCCAGCGCGGGAUUCUGCUAUUAAAAAAUUCUUAGAAAGACGCCUUGG